UUGUCCCUGCGUGUUCGUGCGGGAGGUCGAGCCUCGGAGAUCCGGAACCGGGAGAGAGAAAGAGGCAGAGAGAGAGAGAGUGGGGGAGAGAGAGAGAGAGAGAGGUUCCGUCCGUGGAUCCCGCAGCUGCCGCAGCUCCAGCUCUGCGUGGAUUCUUCAAUCGAUCCGCGAUCGCUCCGAUGGAUCAGUGAGGAUCUGGAUCUGCGUGUCUCUGCGUGAAUUUCUGCGUGUUUGCCGGCGGUUCGGAGCGGUUCUGCGGCCAUGGGUUUCUACGGCACCCUGAAGCUCAUCUUCUACAAGAUGAAGAGGAAGCUGGAUCACGGUCCAGAUGGCCGGCCGUUCCCCUCAGGAAAGAAGCACUGCAAGGGGAACGGGUACCUCAGCCCCUCCAGUCUGGCUCAGGCCACGCCCACGACCUUCGGCGACCUGCGGCUAGCCAAUGGGCAUUCAGCUCAGCGCCGACGCGUCAACUCCGGCCCACCUCCCUCCGGGCUGCAGGACUGGCUUCUCACCUUCCAGACGUGGAGCGGCCCGGAGAGGCUGCUGGCUCUGGACGAGCUGAUCGAUCGGUGCGAGACCAGCCAGGUGAAGCACAUGAUGCAGGUGAUCGAGCCUCAGUUCCAGAGAGACUUCAUAUCUCUGCUCCCCAAAGAGCUCGCCCUGUACGUGCUCACCUUCCUGGCCCCGAGGGAUCUGCUGCAGGCGGCGCAGACCUGCAGGUACUGGAGGAUCCUGGCCGAAGACAACCUGCUGUGGCGGGAGAAAUGCCGUGAGGAAGGCAUAUCAGACGGCGUGCCGUAUCGUCGCAGAGAGAGCGUUCGGCCCGACGCGUCGUUCAGCCCGUGGAAAUCCGUCUACAUCAGACAGCAUCGCAUAGAGACCAACUGGAGGAUGGGCGACAGGAGGGAACCCAUGGUGCUGAAAGGCCAUGAUGAUCAUGUGAUCACCUGCCUCCAGUUCAGCGGCGACCUGAUCGUCAGCGGCUCGGACGACAACACGCUCAAAGUGUGGUCGGCCGUCACUGGGAAGUGUCUGCGCUCGCUGACGGGCCACAGCGGCGGCGUGUGGUGCAGUCAGAUGUCCGGCGCCACGGUGAUCAGCGGCUCCACCGACCGGACGCUGCGGGUCUGGGACGCCGAGAGCGGCGAGUGCGUCCACGCCCUGUACGGCCACACGUCCACGGUGCGCUGCAUGCACCUGCACGGCGACAGGGUGGUGUCUGGUUCCCGGGACACGACGCUGCGCGUGUGGGACGUGUCGACGGGCCGCUGCGAACACGUGCUGACGGGCCACAUGGCGGCGGUGCGCUGCGUCCAGUACGACGGGCGCCGCGUCGUGUCGGGCGGAUACGACUACAUGGUGAAGGUGUGGGACCCCGAGACGGAGGUGUGUCUGCACACUCUGCAGGGUCACACCAACAGAGUGUACUCUCUGCAGUUUGACGGCGUCUUCGUGGUGAGCGGCUCGUUGGACACGUCAAUCAGAGUCUGGGACGUGGAGACAGGCGGAUGUGUUCACACGCUGACCGGCCAUCAGUCGCUGACGAGCGGGAUGGAGCUGCGGGACAACAUCCUGGUGUCCGGGAACGCCGACUCCACCGUUCGAGUGUGGGACAUCCGGACCGGACAAUGUCUUCACACGCUGCAAGGUCCCAAUAAACACCAGUCUGCAGUGACCUGCCUGCAGUUCUGCAGAGGUCUGGUUCUGUCCAGCUCCGACGACGGGACCGUCAAGCUGUGGGACCUGCGGACCGGCGCCUGGCUGCGGGACGUGGUGGCGCUGCAGAGCCGCGGAUCAGGCGGCGUGGUUUGGCGAAUCAGAGCGUCCGACACCCGGCUGGUUUGCGCUGCAGGAAGCAGGAACGGCACCGAGGAGACCAAGCUGCUCGUUUUGGACUUUGACCUGGACGACACCAAGACCGACUUGGACCUGAAAUGAGAGAGAAACCGACCAAUCAGACUGAAGGAGGCUACAGAAACCGACUCUUUGUUGUUGUUGUUGUUGACCAAAGUCCGACUGAACCAGUCAGUCAGCUGUGAAUGUUACAACACGACCAGAAACGGACGGACAGAAAGAACCUGCUGCUGGACGAUGAAUCAAAAAGAAUAAUGGAUGUAAUAUAUGAAUGUUUGAUGAA
Messenger RNA from Gambusia affinis (western mosquitofish), 2137 nucleotides. RefSeq names its product F-box/WD repeat-containing protein 7-like. The coding region runs from base 262 to 1938 and encodes 558 amino acids. Gene Ontology annotation, cellular component: cytoplasm; nucleus. Gene Ontology annotation, molecular function: ubiquitin binding. NCBI's taxonomy places the organism in Eukaryota, Metazoa, Chordata, Actinopteri, Cyprinodontiformes, Poeciliidae. The transcript is spliced from 13 exons. The record is from RefSeq and is a predicted model, not a curated record. Gene Ontology annotation, biological process: proteasome-mediated ubiquitin-dependent protein catabolic process; ubiquitin recycling.